GGGUUAGAGGAAGAAGGCGUGUCAGUGUCAGCUGAUGAACCAGGGAGUGACAUGUUUCUUUAUCAGAACAGGAGAGAGACGGAACGAGGAACGUUGGUUCAUUUUCAUCUCCACAAUAAAAUCAACCUGAACCUCAAAUCUCUUCUGGACGUUGGACUUCUUUCCUGAGUUACAAUCCCACUGAAAUGCUGCUUCAGUCAACUUUAGAGAUCUACACUUGUCAGACGGGUUAACCUACAUGGUGGUGAUAUCAGCAGCUGACGGCCCCGUUCACUGCAGAGACACAUGCUGCUCAGAUCAGAGCUCAAACUAGUUUCACUUCUCAGAAAAGGAGACUCACACAGUCGUUGAGUCACUGAGAGCUGAAAUGGAGCAGAAAGGAGUUCAGCUGGACCGGGAGAGCUUCUCUUGUUCCAUCUGUCUGGAUCUCCUGAAGGAUCCGGUGACUACUCCCUGUGGACACAGCUACUGCAUGAACUGUAUUAAAAGCUUCUGGGAUGGAGAGGACGAGAAGAACCUCCACAGCUGUCCUCAGUGUAGGCAGACCUUCACACCGAGGCCUGUGCUGCUGAAAAACACCAUGUUAGCUGAUUUAGUGGAGCAGCUGAAGAAGACUGGACUCCAAGCUGCUCCUGCUGAUCUCUGCUAUGCUGGACCUGAAGAUGUGUCCUGUGAUGUCUGCACUGGGAGGAAACUGAAAGCCUUCAAGUCCUGUCUGAAGUGUUCGGCUUCUUACUGUGAGAAACACCUCCAGCCUCAUUAUGAAUCACCAACAUUAAAGAAACACAAGCUGGUGGAGCCCUCCAAGAAGCUCCAGGAGAACAUCUGCUCUCGUCACGAUGAGGUGAUGAAGAUGUUCUGCCGUACUGAUCAGCAGUGUAUCUGUUACCUCUGCUCUGUGGAGGAACACAAAGGCCACGACACAGUCUCAGCUGCAGCAGAAAGGACUGAGAGGCAGAGAGAGCUGGAGGGGAGUCGACUAAACAUCCAGCAGAGAAUCCAGGACAGAGAGAAAGACGUGAAGCUGCUUCAACAGGAGGUGGAGGCCGUCAACCGCUCUGCAGAUGAAGCAGUGAAGGACAGCGAGAAGAUCUUCACUGAGCUGAUCCGUCUCAUGGAGAAAAGAAGCUCCGAUGUGAAGCAGCAGGUCAGAUCCCAGCAGAGAACUGAAGUGAGUCGAGUCAAAGAGCUUCAGGAGAAGAUGGAGCAGGAGAUCACUGAGCUGAAGAGGAACGACGCUGAGCUGCAGAAGCUCUCACACACAGAGGACCACAACCAGUUUCUACACAACUACACCUCACCGUCAGCACUCAGUGAGUCUACAGACUCAUCCAGCAUCAACAUCCGUCCUCUGCUCUACUUUGAGGAGGUGACAGCGGCUGUGUCAGAAGUCAGAGAUAAACUGCAGGACGUCCUGAGAGAGAAGUGGACAAACGUCUCACUGACGGUGACUGAAGUGGACGUUUUACUGUCACAACCAGAACCAAAGACCAGAGCUGGAUUCUUAAAGUAUUCACGUGAUAUCACUCUGGAUCCAAACACAGUGAACACAAAACUGUUAUUAUCUGAGGAGAACAGGAAAGUAACAUUAAUGAGUCAACAACAGUCUUAUUCUAGUCACACAGACAGAUUCACUGAAUGGUGUCAGGUCCUGAGUAGAGAGAGUCUGACUGGACGUUGUUACUGGGAGGUGGAGUGGAGAGGAAGAGGAGGAGUUGAUGUAGCAGUCGCAUACAAGAACAUCAGCAGAACAGGGAAUGAAUGUGUGUUUGGAUUCAAUGACAAAUCUUGGUCGUUACAUUGUAACAAUAACAGUUAUAUCUUUAUGUACAACAACGUCCAAACUCCCGUCUCUGGUCCUCAGUCCUCCAGAGUAGGAGUGUACCUGGAUCACAGUGCAGGUGUUCUGUCCUUCUACAGCGUCUCUGAAACCAUGACUCUCCUCCACAGAGUCCAGACCACAUUCACUCAGCCUCUCUACGCUGGAGUUAGUUUUUAUUAUUCUGUUGGAGACACUGCUGAGUUCUGUAGAGUGAAAUAGACAGAAGUCAUUUCAGGGUUAAACUCUGUGUUUUCACUCGUUUAGUCUCCAUGUUUGUCUCUGAGAGCUGAUUGUUGUGGCGUUUCUUCACUGCACAGAGAUCAGCUGUCAGUCAAACAUUCUGGUGGUACUUUGACAUCUUCUCAUUAGUUCUUCUGUAAAUGUUUGACUUUCUUUAUGUGGCUCUCCUUCCUGUGUCUGUAAAAGUAUUGUAUGUCAUAAAAAGUCAUAGUAUCAUAUGACUUUUAAUAUUUUUCAUGACAUACUUUACAACUACUUUUGAUGACUUGUUUAUGACUUCAACAACAAAUCAAACAGAAGAGCUUUAUUGUCUUGAUAUAUAUAUUUCCCUCUGAGAUGUAGAAGACUAGAAGUAGAAAGCAGCAGAACAUGUAAAUACUACAUGUUCCUCUAAGUUGUACAGGACUUGAUUAAAUGUUCAUGUGCUUACUUUCAAACGCUGCUCUUUUGUCCUGAUUCUGUAAAUAGCGCCUGAACACACCUUUAUUUUCAACUCCUCACCGUCAGCUGAAUAUUCAGAUGAUCAGAAACACAGUGAUGUCACUGAUGAAGACUCCCUUCACCCUUCACGUUGAGCGGCCCACCACUCAACAUCAGACCUCCUGCUUGUGCCUUUGAAGAGUUAAAAUAAGGACCGGUCUGCUGUCAACAACCCUGCUCCAUAUAGAGACAACAGAUCUGAAUAUUAAAUAUAACUACAUGUUUAUUAUAAAACAUGAAUUUGUGACAGAUGUUUGUAGGUGUGAAACGGACUCAGGAUCAGAUUAGAAAUAAAUAUAAAAACACAGUUCAAAGCGUUAAUCAGACUUAUUUCUUAUAUUUCUAACUAUAAUCACCCCCAACAAAGACAACACAUCCGGACACAUAAUGAAUAUAUGAUGUGACUAUAUUAAUAUAUGAUAUGAAUAUAUGAUGUGAAUAUAUGAUGUG
Molecule: messenger RNA, 2992 nt
Organism: Anoplopoma fimbria (sablefish)
Lineage: Eukaryota; Metazoa; Chordata; Actinopteri; Perciformes; Anoplopomatidae
Product: tripartite motif-containing protein 16-like
Exons: 2
Coding region: 368-2041 (557 amino acids)
Molecular function (GO): protein binding; zinc ion binding
Source: RefSeq, a predicted model, not a curated record